AUCACCGCUCAUUUUCAAAACAGCAUUCCCGUGAAGAGACAUUCAGCGGUCUUUUGCUGUCGGAUAUUUUCCGAAACCGGUUCACGAGCGUGCAAUUAGCGUGCUCUAUGCCAAAAAUGCAUCUUAGUCCCAGGUGCUGCGGCUCCAGAUAUCCCUAAUGCCGUCUCCUCGCCCAAUGGAGAUAAUAGUUCAUCCCACCCUGGUUGCAUUUCAGCUGUUCAUCGGUUUCCGCCUACGCUCUUUCAGCUGAUAUAUCCCGAGACAGCACCCUCUCAAGGUGUUGCUGCAGGUUACUUUUUCCCUAAUUGGUUAACCCCCUGUCCUUCUGACCAAUCAUCGUCGAGGCGGCCAUGGGAGCACAUCCCGCCCUCUGGAGGCUCCCGUACCGCAUCGUCUUAGUGUCGUUACGAUUCUAUUUUGGAGCCUCACCUUUAUUCUCUAAACCCGGAUAGAAAUCAUGGGAGGGGAAACUAUAAAUAGUUCUUCAUCGGAGGCCUCUGACUUUCGCUUUUGGUUUCGAGACAAGUCGUCUCAAGUAGUCACCAUGCGAUAUGGAUACGCCAGCGAAACGUUAUGCCACGGCCCAAGAUUGGUCCAGGUUACAGGACACCAUCCUACGGUUAUACCUCGACGAAGACAAGACGCUCGAAGAGGUGAAGGGGCAUAUGGAGGAGCAUCAUGAUUUCUUCGCCACCAUUCCGAUGUAUAAAAAGAAAUUCACGACAUGGGGCGCUUAUAAAAAUCUCCGAUUCGAUGAAGUUCUUCAGAUCCUUCAUCUAAAGAAGCAACGUGACGCAACGCAAAAGCAGUCGACCUAUUUUAUCAGAAAUCGAGAAGUGGAUCACGAUAGCCUUCAGGUGUAUCUUUCACGAAAUCCAUCUGUCUUCGCAAAACUUGAGGCUGGUGCAACUCCAAACCCGGAUGCAAUCCGAGACGUCGCUUGUCGGACUCCUAUUCCAACUUCACCGACAUUAACAUACCGAAAAACUUCGCCCUUGCCUAAGUGCCCAUCUCCAUUAGGCCUUAGUCAUAGAUUACUGCCAGUUUCCGGGGAAAUAUUCCAGGCACUUCACGACUACUUAGAUCAGUCUUUUCGCACGGGUCUCUGGUCUUGGUCAAAUGACCAUUGCUGGAAUACUCACGGGCGAAAUGGCCCAUCAGGACUUCUAAGUUCAGUCAUUGAUAGGUGUAUAACUGCAGGGCUAUCGGUGUCUCGUCAGGUGGAACCGGUUGCUGUUCGCCAGGUUCUCGAUGCCCCUUUUGCGAUGCUGAUUAGAGUAUUUAGGAACCCACCGCCUAUAUUAAUACCAAAGUUGCUUUCAGCUGCUGCUCAUUUGGAACGAAUUGGACGAGGAGAUAUCCGAGGCUUAUUGUUGCACUUUUGCCAAGAUGUUACACUGUCAAUGUAUGGUCAGGAUUAUUCCCUAGCGAAAUUCUGGAAAUGCCUAGCGUCGAUCCCCCACCCCGAACAACGAGAUAUUAUGGAGCGUGUUCUAGCAUCGUGUAUAUCCGAAUACGAUAAGCGAUUAGGUCCUGCUCACCCUUUAUCUAUCGAGGUAUAUCUUAAAUACUUCGAUGCUGUAGAGAGAGAGAAGGACCCGCGAGUUCAAUUACAGUGUCUCAAUCAUCAAUUAGCAAAAAUCAAGGGUGAUUUUUCGGAGGGAUCCCUGUUCAGCCUACUGAAGAUGGAACACGCAUUAGCAACUUGCAAGUUGAAUUUAAAGAACGGACAUCUCGAUAGGGCCGAGGAAGCUUUGUCUCAGCUAGGAACUAAUUCUCUUGUAACUAGAGAUGAGUCCUUCCGGUGUGUAUGGCUUGGAUAUAUUCAAUGCCUCAAACAAGAUUUUGCGGCCGCAGAAAGUUUGUAUAUGAGUUCGGUUUUGGCGGCGAAGAGAACUGGGUCGCGGGAUUGUGUGGUAGAAGCUCUAUUCCAACUCGAGACAUUCUUUUUACAUACUGGAAAGUCGCUCGAAGCGGAGCGAAUUCGCACCGAACGAUUUCAGGAACUCCGUAAAUUGGAUUCUCUCGUCUGGGCGGAUCAAGAGGACGUACCGUAUGCACAAGUCAACAGCUCUGGCUCAUCGAUCACCAUAGUGCACAUCGGCUCUGAUGAGAGUAGUCUCAGAUGGCGCCCUUCUGCUUUUACCGAAGUAACCGAGUAUGGAAAUGCAUCGCGUGCUGGCUCAUAAGGAGGGUACGGAAUUUGGCAUCUUUAAGGAGUUCACCAUUUACGAACGGGUUGAUCUAUUGGCGUACACGGGGAGAAAUAUUUAGAUGGUUGGCUCAUUGCUUAGAUUUACUUUUGGAAUAUAUCCCCUUAUCCUACCUAACU
Messenger RNA from Hypoxylon trugodes, 2332 nucleotides. RefSeq lists its product as uncharacterized. The transcript has 2 exons. Bases 552 to 2189 code for a protein of 545 amino acids. Lineage: Eukaryota; Fungi; Ascomycota; Sordariomycetes; Xylariales; Hypoxylaceae. The record is from RefSeq and is a predicted model, not a curated record.